Molecule: messenger RNA, 777 nt
Organism: Triplophysa rosa
Lineage: Eukaryota; Metazoa; Chordata; Actinopteri; Cypriniformes; Nemacheilidae
Gene: znf593
Product: zinc finger protein 593
Exons: 4
Coding region: 85-474 (129 amino acids)
Source: RefSeq, a predicted model, not a curated record
GUUACAUGCGCGACCCGGAAGUUGUUCUAGUGGCAUUUCAGUGUGUUUUUGGCGAGGCAGCUGCGUGUUAACGAAAGACAGACCAUGGGUAAAUCCAAACAGGUGGGAAACCACAAAAACGGUAGCAAGAAGAACAUUGCUAAGCAAUGGAAGACUAAGCGCAGGACGAAGGACCUUGACCAGAUACAUGUUGAUAUGAUCCCCGCCAAUUCUGUCAAGUUACUAAAGCAAGAGGUUGAUUAUGAUGUCACAGGCUGUGCGCAGAAUUACUGCCUCCACUGCGCGAGACACUUUGUUGAUUUGAAAACCCUGAAGGAGCAUUUUAAAUCCAAACCUCAUAAUAAACGUUUGAAGCAGCUGAGAGAAGAGCCGUACACACAGGCAGAAGCAGAACGGGCAGCAGGAAUGGGCUCCUACAUCCCACACAAAACCAAAGAGGUUCACACACAGCAGGUCGAGGAGAAUAUGGACUGAAAGAGUAUUUGGCUCUGCCUCUCUGUGGGCUCUUACUUUUUUUUACAUUUGGUCUGGAUUCAGAAUAAGGAUUUAACCUGUUUCACUGAUAAAACUAUUCCAUGAAAUAAUGUGCAAAAUCUCAAACUUAGACCAGUUUCUGGGAUAUUCUAUGUCAACAAAAAGUACAUAAUGGAUAUGUAAAUUCACAGUUUCUUUUAUUUUAAGGAAGUCAUAGAACACCUACUUCUGCUGCACAUGUAAAGCUGUUAGCUGAUGUGAAAUUAUGACAUGAUGGAAAUAAAAAAUCACGUGGAAAACCUU